GCCUUACAAAAGCCGUUCGCUGGGGGCCGCAGUUACCGGGCCUGACUGCCGCUCCUCAACCGAAGGCGAUGGCGUCGUUCACCGUGAAGGCAUACCUUCUGGGCAAGGAAGACGCGGCCCGCGAGAUCCGCCGCUUCAGCUUCUGCUUCAGCCCCGAGCCCGAGGCGGAGGCCGAGGCGGGCCCCGGGCCCUGCGAACGGCUGCUGAGCCGGGUGGCCGCCCUGUUCCCCGCGCUGCGGCCGGGCAGCUUCCAGGCGCACUACCGCGACGAGGACGGAGACUUGGUUGCCUUUUCCAGUGAUGAGGAACUAACGAUGGCAAUGUGCUAUGUGAAGGAUGACAUCUUCCGCAUUUACAUUAAAGAGAGGAAGGAGUGUCGGCGGGACCACCGCCCACCAUGUGCACAGGAGGCACCCCGCAACAUGGUGCACCCCAAUGUGAUCUGCGAUGGUUGCAAUGGCCCGGUGGUGGGCACCCGGUACAAGUGCAGCGUCUGCCCUGACUACGACCUGUGCGCCAGCUGCGAGGGGAAGGGCAUGCACCGGGAGCACAGCAAGCUCGCCUUCCCCAGCCCCUUCGGGCUUCUCUCAGAGGGCUUCUCUCACAGCCGCUGGCUCCGGAAGCUGAAACACGGACACUUCGGAUGGCCUGGCUGGGAGAUGGGCUUGCCUGGGAACUGGAGCCCCCGUCCUCCUCGGGCCGGCGAUGCGAGCUCCAGCCCCGCAGCCCCACCGGCUUCUGAUCCAUCGGAGGACCCCAGUGUGAACUUCCUCAAGAACGUAGGGGAGAGCGUGGCAGCCGCCCUCAGCCCCCUGGGCAUCGAGGUGGAUAUCGACGUGGAGCACGGAGGGAAGAGAAGCCGCCUAACGCCAGUGUCCGCCAGCGGCACCCACGCGGAGGACAAGGGCAGCUCUUCUGACCCCAGUGCACCCGGCGGGGCCGCGGAAGGUGCCGUGCAGUCUCUGGCCGAGCAGAUGGACCAGAUAGCCCUGCAGCCGGGCGCACAGUCUGAGGAACAGAUGGAGUCGGAUAACUGCUCAGGAGGGGAUGAGGACUGGACUCACCUGUCUUCAAAAGAGGUGGACCCGUCCACAGGUGAACUCCAGUCCCUACAGAUGCCUCGCUCUGAAGGACCGGGCUCUCUGGACCCGUCCCAGGAAGGACCCACAGGACUGAAGGAAGCUGCCAUGUACCCUCAUCUGCCGCCAGAAGCCGACCCCCGGCUCAUCGAGUCGCUGUCCCAGAUGCUGUUCAUGGGGUUCUCUGACGAAGGCGGCUGGCUCACCAGGCUCCUGCAGGCCAAGAAUUACGACAUUGGGGCUGCCCUGGACGCCAUCCAGUAUUCAAAGCACCCACCGCCCUUGUGACACUUUGUGCUCCCUGUUUUCUGUCCCCGUUCUUGUCUCAUAGUUGUGUUGAGCUAGCAUAGAACCCCAGGCCUCAGGAAGGGCCAGUGUCUCUGCAUUCUUCUUUCGGAAUUGGGGGUGGCAAUGCAUGAAGCCAUUUAGGACAGUAGGACAAAUGACAUGAGGGAGUUCCAAAUGUGCUGAUGUCUAAAGAGCAUUUCCCAGCGUCACCUGGGGGAUGGCUCUCACAGCCAGGGUGGGCCUCGCCCCGCUGCCCUCCACCAGCCGGGGUCACGCCAGCCGGGGUCACGCCAGCCGGGGUCACACCAGCAGUCCAGGAUAGAUCCUGCCUAAUGGCCUUCUGCUUUUUUUUAAUGACUAAUAGUGCACUGACACGUAGCUGAUUUUCUGCUGGAGACCUGAUCUGCUCGAGUUUGCGGGAACACAGCCACCACCCUGCCCGGGAGGAGGCCGCCCGGGGGCGCCUGGGAGGCAGGACAGCUCAGGGCGGGGCUUCGCAUCUGGCAACAGGAAGGGCUGACGGAACCGAUGGUGGUCUUUGACCUCUGCCUAUUUCAUAACCAUUAUAGUUCUCUCGUUUCCACAUGUGUCACCUGCUUUUAAAGGAAGAAUAUCCCUUUGUAGCCAUUCUGUUAGGAUAUUUGUAAACCACCUGUAAUUAAAUGGCAUAAGCACUUUACUCAAA
Molecule: messenger RNA, 2052 nt
Organism: Pteronotus mesoamericanus
Lineage: Eukaryota; Metazoa; Chordata; Mammalia; Chiroptera; Mormoopidae
Gene: SQSTM1
Product: sequestosome 1
Exons: 8
Coding region: 69-1367 (432 amino acids)
Biological process (GO): mitophagy; aggrephagy; endosome organization
Cellular component (GO): aggresome; amphisome
Molecular function (GO): protein kinase C binding; K63-linked polyubiquitin modification-dependent protein binding; zinc ion binding
Source: RefSeq, a predicted model, not a curated record